AUGGACUACUCUGUGGUUUCAAGCGACGCCGAUGCCCUUCAUGGGGCUUCCCCCUGGGGCUCUUCUUCACCGCGAAUAGAUCGAGGUUUUCCUACGCCGGCGGCCGGGUCACCAGACUCACCCGCUCCAGUCCGGGGACAUUCUUACAAUCAGUCGCAAGAUAGUAUCCCAGGAACUCCUUAUCUCUCCCAACCUGCCGAUUCCGAGCCGGCGCAGGCAACGGAUGCUCCACAAACCCAACAAGGCCCUGAGUCACCCGAGGAGUCGCAGUCUGUCCAAAACACCCAACAGGAUACCCAGGCACCUGCAGCUGGUCAACCUCCACACCGGCCAGGCGCGGCCAGGUAUCAUAACACGAAACAGCAGAGGCCUGUACCGCAGUACAAGCUGCAACCCAAAGUAACCGCCUUGGAGAGGACAGGCCGCAAAGACCCGGUCAUUAGGUUUGAUAUCUAUACAAAUCUCCCUAAGUUCCGAACCACUCAAUUCCGAGACGUCCGUCGAACGCAUUCCGAGUUCGUCAAGCUUGCGGAUCAUCUGAUCUCAUCUAACCCAGAAGCACUUGUUCCUGCUGUUCCUCCCAGCAUCACGUCCGCUGGCGCAGGGACCGAUGAAGAUGAAGCCAGGGUCAAGGCAUCCAUACAGAGAUGGUUAAACGUUGUCUGCAGCAACGACGUUCUUAUGCGUGAUGAAGAGAUGGUCUUCUUCGUGGAGAGCGAUUUUGGGUACUCGCCGGUGGUGAGAAUGAAGCAACCUGCUACAGGCGUGAGACGGAAAGUAUUGAAGCAGUUCGCGCCCCCUCCGGAUGAUACGCCUGAGCUGCAGCAAGCUCGACCAAUAGUCAAGAUGUUCUAUCUGGGCACGUUGGACACUAGCCAGAAGCUGGAAAAGCUCGUCAAGGCCAGAAGAGCACUUGGUCUCGGAGAGUCUUCCCUAGGUGAGAAAUUAGGACAAAUGCAUGUCCAAGAGACGCACCCGGGUCUAGCUACAGCCUACCGCAAACUCGGACGGAUUAUUCAGACGUGUGGUGAUUAUCAUGCGGCGCAGGGAACUGCUGAAGCUACCACGCUAGGCGACGCUCUUGCUUACCACUCCUCUGAUGCAUUCAUCGUGAAAGAGACUUUGACGAAUAGACACAUCUUGCUGCGAGAACUGCUGCAAACCGAGGCAUCGCGGCGCAGUAAAGAGAAUGCAGUUCAGCGAUUGAAGAGCAGCUCGAAUGUUCGUCGGGAUAAGGUUGAUGAAGCAAUCUCUGCGCUUGACGAAGCUGUCAGUCAGGAGAACUAUCUACGGGCCAAGACGCAGCGUGUAACCGCGAACCUAUUGCUUGAGAAGCGUAGGUGGUUUGAGCGCACCUCAAACGAGUUCCUGUUCUCCCUGCGGGAAUAUGUUCUACGCCAGAUCGAGGCUGAACGCCGAACACUGGCAACACUGGAGUCAGUCCGGCCAGAUGUCCGUGCCAUUGACGCAUCGGGCGGAUUAAGCAGACUCGGGCGAGAAAAUCAUCCUACAAUCCGUAGAGUCAGUCUGGCAAGCAGCCAGAGCUCUAAAGGUGACGCCUGGAGCGGGGUUCCAAGGAGCAGGGAUUCUUUGACUCGCAGCAUGAGUGGGAGCUUUGGGGCAGGUGGUAUCCCUGAGGUGGAUGACAAAGGUACCGACGGAGACGGGCCCCUGCGUGGUCGACCGCGAAGUGCAACGGGGAGCGCAAGUUUAGAGCGGGUGCAAGAGGAUGAAGGUGAUGACCGUGUCGAUGCUAGGAACGCGGCGAGUCGGUUGGCCCAAAGCACGUUCUAG
Messenger RNA from Capronia epimyces CBS 606.96, 1794 nucleotides. RefSeq lists its product as uncharacterized. The record is from RefSeq and is a predicted model, not a curated record. The transcript has 3 exons. Gene Ontology annotation, cellular component: retromer complex; endosome; retromer, tubulation complex. Lineage: Eukaryota; Fungi; Ascomycota; Eurotiomycetes; Chaetothyriales; Herpotrichiellaceae. Bases 1 to 1794 code for a protein of 597 amino acids. Gene Ontology annotation, molecular function: phosphatidylinositol-3-phosphate binding. Gene Ontology annotation, biological process: retrograde transport, endosome to Golgi; intracellular protein transport.